AUGGAGCAGCAAUCGUUGGUGAUUUACUGCUCAGUUGCUAGAGGAGAGGUGAUUCUUGCUGAAUACUCAGAAUACAAAGCCUUUUGUGUAGUUGCAGUGGAGUCUGUUGAUAGAGAAAUUCCUAUUGUGUUCCUUGAGAGAAUUAAGGAGGAUUUCAUCAAGAGAUAUGGAGGAGGAAAAGCUGAAACUGCUGUUGCCAACAGCCUUAACAAAGAAUUUGGGCCAAAACUGAAGGAGCAUAUGGAGUAUUGUUCAAAUCAUCCUGAAGAAAUCAGCAAGCUUGCAAAAGUAAAAGCUCAGGUUUCAGAAGUUAAGGGAGUGAUGCAGGAGAACAUAAUUCAGGUUAUUAACCGUGGUGAUAACAUAGAGAUUCUUGUGGCCAAAGCUGAUGAUCUAAAUUUACAGGCCAAAGAAUACAAGAGUGUGGGGAACAAGAUUAAGAGGAAAAUGUGGAUACAAAAUAUGAAGAUAAAGCUGAUUAUUCUGGCUAUUAUUAUUGUAUUGAUCCUCAUCAUAGUUUUGCCAGUAGUAUGCCAUGGCUCUAAAUGUUAA
This is a messenger RNA of Telopea speciosissima, 552 nucleotides long. RefSeq names its product vesicle-associated membrane protein 721-like. Gene Ontology annotation, cellular component: membrane. Gene Ontology annotation, biological process: vesicle-mediated transport. The record is from RefSeq and is a predicted model, not a curated record. Bases 1 to 552 code for a protein of 183 amino acids. NCBI's taxonomy places the organism in Eukaryota, Viridiplantae, Streptophyta, Magnoliopsida, Proteales, Proteaceae. The transcript is spliced from 5 exons.